GCAGCUGAACCAACACGAAGAGUUGGCCAACAGAGAGUCGGCCGGUUUUGAGUGAGUGUAAGAGAGAGAACUGUUUCACUGACGUGUCAUUCAACUCGAUCGAGAACCAGAAGUCGCCGCUAAGAGCCGCACAGGUGAGCGAAGCGUAGGGGCCUCUCUCCUCGUGGCUAUAGCAACUAAACAAUAUCUGUUGAGCGCAGCGGAAAAAGGCCAAGAGUCAGUUCGCGAAGAGGGCCGGCAGAAGAAAGGUCAAGUUCACACUAUAUUCUGGCACAAGAAGUCUCUUCUGCACAUACAAAACACGAAUACAAUGAUGAGGAUACUGGUGACACUGCUGCUGGCGGCGAUUCUGGGGCGGCAUGCUACGUGGGCAAUCUCGUGUGCCGGCUGCGUGGACUUGGACGAAAUCAACUUUCAGAAUACCGUCGAGCGCUUUCCGUAUGCCGUGGUCAAGUUUGACAUUGCGUUCCCGUACGGGGAGAAGCACGAGGCAUUCGCUGCCUUCUCCAAGGCAGCCCACAAGGUAACUGGAGAGCUGCUGGUGGCCACUGUCGGAAUCAAGGACUAUGGCGAACUGGAGAACAAGGCUCUGGGUGAGCGAUUCGAGAUCGACGACAAGAAGUUCCCGGCCAUACUACUCUUCAAGGGCAGCGUGGAGCAGUACAUUAGGUUCCCCAGCCACUUGGAUGUGACACUCGACAACCUGAAGGCCUUUGUCAGCAGCAACACCCCGCUGUAUAUCGGUCGCGAGGGUUGUCUGAAAGAGUUCAACGAUGCCAUCAAAAACUACGCAAACCUACCGGACGAUGCUCAGCUUAGCUUGAUUGAGGAGCUGGAUACCCAGCAGGAGAAGCUCUCCAAGCCGGAGGAGAAACUGAGUGGCAAAUAUUACGUGUUGUACAUGCGGAAGAUCAACGAGAAUGGAUACGAUUUCCUCGAAGAGGAGACUAAGCGACUGCUGCGCCUCAAAGCCGGCAAAGUGACUGCCGCCAAGAAGCUGGAGCUGCAGCAAAAGCUGAAUAUUCUGGAGGCCUUUCGCGUCCACAACCUAACCAAAGCAGCGCCCAAAAAGGAGUCAUCCAAGGAGGAUCUGUGAGCCGCCAGUACCCCCUGUACCUUCUGUAAAGACAUAACAACAUUUUAGUGAUCUUCAAGUACACUCAUUCUAUUGAAUCAGAUUUGUAUGUACAUUAGUUUAAACAUAUCUGCGUCUCUUAAGUGUUUUUAACUACAAUUACACUACGCAACACCAAAUUCAAAAUUUGAAAUAAAAAAUACCGCUAAAAAUUAA
This is a messenger RNA of Drosophila persimilis, 1291 nucleotides long. RefSeq names its product protein windbeutel (gene wbl). NCBI's taxonomy places the organism in Eukaryota, Metazoa, Arthropoda, Insecta, Diptera, Drosophilidae. The transcript has 2 exons. The record is from RefSeq and is a predicted model, not a curated record. The coding region runs from base 311 to 1096 and encodes 261 amino acids. Gene Ontology annotation, cellular component: endoplasmic reticulum; endoplasmic reticulum lumen. Gene Ontology annotation, biological process: protein secretion.